GGCCCGAACGUCGAGCUCAUGACCGGGGACGGCAUGGUCCCGUUCGGGUUCGAGCUGCUCGCGGGGUCCGGCGACCCGGCCGGGGGAAACUCGGGGCGGGUCCUCCGCGCGAUCGUGGAGAUCACGCGGGCGGUGGGGUCGCAAGGGAUGGUGCACGGGCAGUACCGGGAGGUGGAGUACCUCCUGUCGCGGGUCCAGGGCAGCCGGGACGACCAGGAGUGGGCGGCCGACCACGUGUGGGCGAAGAAGGAAGGGGACCUGCACGCGUGCGCGGCGGCGUGCGGGGCGAUACUCGGCGGCGGGACGGAGGAGGAGAUCGAGGGGCUGAGGAGGUACGGGUUCUACGUGGGGAUGGUAAGGGGCAUGACGGCGCACGGGGGCGGAGGAAGAGAGGACCGCUGGUCGAAUGCGGUGGUGGAAGACAUGAAGAAGUUGGCUCGCAAGGCGUUGGCAGGUUUCGAUGCCGGGAAGGUCGAGGCGGUCGCCAGCAUCCUGGAUUGCGGCAUCGAGUCCUAGAUCUUUCCGAAGGGGUUCCGACAGAAUCGAAGAGUCAACGUUAAUUAGCUUUGCAGGAAUCUUGGAAUCCAAGGUAAAUGGUGUCGGCUAGUGUAAUGGCAAAAAGUCCAGAUGAGCCCUGACCUCUACCUGUAUAAUUUAAGGACCCCACAGCACAGGAGGAGUGAUGGCACUGUCCAAUCAUUCUUGGAUCCAAUUGAUCUUAGCCGUUCGAUCAUAAGUUACCCAUUGCAUGAUUCGACGGUUGUGAUCAACUAGGGUUUUUUGGGGUUAAUAUUUUGGUUUUUACACAUGAGAUCUUGUUUAGUGCCAGACAACGCCUAUUCGGAAAGCUUCGCACCGUCCUCGCCCCGCCGUUUUAUUCUCGAAACGAAGUGAUGCGACAUGCUGUAUGGUCAUUUGACAUUUUAUGGAAUUAAACAAGCUCUAACCUUCACGU
Eucalyptus grandis is the source of this 955-nucleotide messenger RNA. Its product is annotated as heterodimeric geranylgeranyl pyrophosphate synthase small subunit, chloroplastic-like. Gene Ontology annotation, molecular function: prenyltransferase activity. The record is from RefSeq and is a predicted model, not a curated record. NCBI's taxonomy places the organism in Eukaryota, Viridiplantae, Streptophyta, Magnoliopsida, Myrtales, Myrtaceae. Bases 19 to 516 code for a protein of 165 amino acids. The transcript has a single exon.